This is a messenger RNA of Anolis carolinensis (green anole), 1856 nucleotides long. RefSeq names its product SPRY domain containing 4 (gene spryd4). NCBI's taxonomy places the organism in Eukaryota, Metazoa, Chordata, Lepidosauria, Squamata, Anolidae. The coding region runs from base 43 to 681 and encodes 212 amino acids. The transcript has 2 exons. Gene Ontology annotation, molecular function: protein binding. The record is from RefSeq and is a predicted model, not a curated record.
UGGGUGGAUUUUCCCCACGUGACGUCAGAGCGCUGUUCCAAGAUGGCAGCGCCCAUCCUGCGAGGCGUGAGGCACUGUGGCUGGAACUUGCGUGGAGUGGGACGUGGAGGCCUCAGCGAAGUGGCCCGGAGAGAGAUCAAUUUCAAACUAGAUGAGAAGACUGCCCACAGUGCCUUGGACUUGUAUAAAAAGGACACUGGUGUCAUUUACCGCAUGCUGGGGAUUGACCCCACUAAAGUUCCUCAGAACCCUGAACGCUUCAAGGACUGGGCUGUAAUCCUGGGCAAUGCCAUUGUGUCCAGUGGCUGCCAUUACUGGGAAGUGACUGUUAAAUUGUCACAGCACUUCCGCAUCGGGGUGGCCGAUGUGGACAUUUCCAGAGAAGUUUGCAUUGGCAUGGAUGAGAGUUCCUGGGUCUUUGCUUAUGCAGACCGGCACUGGAAUGCCAUGUUUGCCAGCGAGACCACUCCCAUCAGCAACAUUGGCAAGCCAGAGAGAGUGGGUCUGCUUUUGGACUAUGAAGGCAAGAAAUUGAGCUUGAUUGAUAUUAGCAAAUUUGCAUUUAUACAUAGCAUGUCUGCUGAAUUCAAAGGCCCCGUGGUGCCUGCUUUUGCCCUCUGGGAUGGUGAACUCUUAACUCAUUCAGACCUUGAUGUACCUGAGAAGCUCAAGAGCAACUAAAAACCUCUAAAGAACAAUGAUGGACUUUCAGAGGAUUCUCUGUCUGAGAGACUGGACGGUUCAGAUUGCAACAGAACAAUGGGAGACAUUUCCCUUUGACAAUAUCCUUGCCUGAUAAGAAAAUAGAAUUUUAAACUGUCCAACUUGUUUUUCCCAGAGAAAAAGAUCAGACCUCUAGAUACCAGAUUGAAACCAAUCUCUGUAUAUGUAGCAUUAAAAUAUUAAGUCAAGGAACUCAGCAAUAGGGUACAUUUUAACUCUCUGCCUCAAUUCCCUCUUUUUUGAUAAAUAAGAUUCGCUGCCUACAGAAUUUGUGUGGGGUGGGGGGCAGGUCAAUUUGAACUCAGUAAUUUGGGGUUGGUUGUACACAAAAUUGCUUCAGAAGGUAGGUCUAAAAGAACAAGUUGCUUUCUUGACAACUAUUUUUGUGUAUGAUUACUAGCCUCAAAAUUUGUUGAUGUUAUCUCAGGAUGGGAAACCUCUCACCUUCCAAAUGUAGUUGAGCUUCAUCCCUCAUGAGCCCUACUAAUCAAGGAACUGGUAGUCCAAGAACAUCUGAAAGGCCACACAUUUCCCAUUCAUGCUGUAUUCAUGUCUUUUAAUUAAUUGAAUAGACUCUUAAUCUCAGUCUUAGGAAUCUGCUUAAGCUUUGGAGUUGGAAAAUAAGAAACAUCCACUGUCAGCAGGCUUCUCUAUAUAAUGCAUAGCUACUGCUGCCCUCUGCUGACCUGGUUAAAGGCAUCUUCAUUGAGAAACUGUCACACUUCUAAACACCAGUUUCAUAGAAAUUACUUCAUUACACUAACCAAAAUCCCUACAUUCCAUAAUAUCCAGGGUUGCCUUUGCCGGAAUCUGUCAACAAUGUAAUAUAAAACAGCCAAUUUAGAUCUACAACUGUGUAAGUUCAACCUAGGUAAUGGGAAGGAAAGAUGAUAGGCAGAUGACAGACACAAUUACCCACAAAUAAACUAUUCAUGUUUUCUUAUUAUACUCAUUUAUAUCCUGCAUUUUCCCAAGUUUGGGAGUCAAGAUGGCUGGGACAUCUCUGAAAUGUACUACGCUGACAAGUUCUCUAGAGGUUUCAUUUUAUGGAAAAUAAUCAAGAAAAGGGAGCUGUUUUGAAGAGCACCUCAUGCAUGCACAAAUAUCAAUAAAAAUGAUAUUGUCUAAUACAA